Eleginops maclovinus (Patagonian blennie) is the source of this 1727-nucleotide messenger RNA. RefSeq names its product EBNA1 binding protein 2 (gene ebna1bp2). Gene Ontology annotation, biological process: rRNA processing; ribosomal large subunit biogenesis. Gene Ontology annotation, cellular component: preribosome, large subunit precursor; nuclear periphery; nucleolus. The transcript has 9 exons. Lineage: Eukaryota; Metazoa; Chordata; Actinopteri; Perciformes; Eleginopidae. The record is from RefSeq and is a predicted model, not a curated record. The coding region runs from base 137 to 1093 and encodes 318 amino acids.
CAACAUUCAAUGCCGUUACCUUACGUCACUUCCUUCCCACGUGAAACGCUCUGUACAUGUGAGGAGAAGUAUCUUUAUUCGUUUACUGCAUUUUUAUUCAAGUUUAAAGGCCACUAGAUCACCUACUGCUUUUUUAAUGAUUAUCGAUAGCAGCACUAUGGAGUCUGAAGAUGAGGAAUCUCUGCUCGGGCAGGAGUCUGAGGAUGAGAACAGUGAAUUAUCAGACAAUGCGCUUCAAGAAGCUUUCGCAAAGGGGUUGUUGAAACCAGGGAUGAACGUUUUGGUGGAUGAACCCAAAAAGCUUGUCAACAAUUUGGAGGGUUUGAAACAAUGCCUCGCUGACUUCCGUAAAGACCUUCCCUGGUCGGAGAGGUUGGAUAUGACCAAUCUGCCAGCUGAAGACAUUAUUUACAAAGCAGAAGGGAAAACUCCAAAUGUGAAAAAUGGAGAUGUCAAUGCAGAUGAUGAUUUCCAGAGAGAGAUGUUUUUCUACCGUCAAGCUCAAGCUACAGUUCUAGAUGCGUUGCCUCUCCUGAGCAAACACGGCAUACCAACCAAGAGACCUGAUGAUUACUUCGCAGAGAUGGCCAAGUCUGAUCAGCAAAUGCAGAAGAUCAGGAAAAAGCUUAUCUCAAAGCAGUUGAUACUCGAGAAGUCAGAGAAGGCCAAGAAAUUGCGAGAGCAAAGGAAGUUUGGCAAAAAGGUCCAAGUAGAAGUUAUUCAAAAGAGACACAAAGAGAAGAAAGCUAUGAUGACUGCUGUGAAGAAAUACCAGAAAGGAAUGACCGACAAACUGGAUUUCUUGGAGGGAGACCAGAAGAAGGGUAAAGAGCCUGCUCAGAGCCAAAACAAAGUUCCAAACAAGAAGGGCCCCAAUGCCAAGAGGAAAUAUAAGGACCAGAGGUUUGGCUUUGGAGGCAAAAAGAAGGGAAAGAAGUGGAACACCAAGGAGAGCCACAACGAUGUUUCCAGUUUCCGCGCGAAAGUCGCUCAUGCAAAGAGCGGCAAGGGGGGAAAGAAAGGUGCCAAAGGAGGAAAUCAAAAUAAACGGCCAGGCAAAAAUGUACGCAAGAAGAUCAAGUCUCGCUCUUAAAAACUGACUGAGGCGGGUCAAUAGGCUGGACUUGGACCUUGUUUCUAGGCAGAAUCCCCCUCACCUGCACCCCAAUCUGCCCUCCAUAUACAUCAUUAGACUUUUAGGAGAACGUGAACUUGAAUUCUAAACUUUUAGUAUUACAUGUCUUUCGUUAAAUAUGUCUGGAUUGAUAUGGAGGACCCUUCAACCCACACAGAGACAGAGACCUCCUGCCAUAUUGCUAGGGCAGCUAUUUGAAGGACAUUGCUGUCGAAUGGUAAACCCAAGAGUGGACUACAUAGAGUUAAAAAAUGAUAGCAAUGUGUACACCCGCCUUGAUGCUGUAUAACCUACAGAGUGCGUGCUCUCUUCAGAGUUUGUUGUGUUCUGUUUUAUUUUUUUCUAACUCAGCUUCUUGACUCAUUGAUUCUUUCAUGUGACAUGACAUUUUAUAUAUUGAGCGCCUGUUCGUUUUGCCCUUUACUGUUCAUUAUAAUGAUUAGUAUGUGAUGGGCAAGGGUGUUUCAUAUAGACCUGUGCAAAUGUUUUCCCUGCAAAUGAGUUUUGUUUGCUUGCUAACAUUAAAAUUCACCAUGCAGCCUCUAGUACCUGUAUGUAAACAAAUAAAUUGAAACAUAGGUUGCUUAUUGUA